Molecule: messenger RNA, 174 nt
Organism: Metschnikowia bicuspidata var. bicuspidata NRRL YB-4993
Lineage: Eukaryota; Fungi; Ascomycota; Pichiomycetes; Serinales; Metschnikowiaceae
Source: RefSeq, a predicted model, not a curated record
AAAAAGAUUGCAGCACCACAAUUUCGCAUAUGGUCUCCCACUACACUACUCAGUGUGGCCCUAUACAGCUUAACUAAAGUUGAUCGGACGGGAAACAGUGCUUCCUGCAUGGUAUGGCCGCGACCAAAGUACUAUUAUGAUACAGACUCGAGUUGUCUCUUAAACUACGAGUAG